Aspergillus japonicus CBS 114.51 is the source of this 2930-nucleotide messenger RNA. RefSeq names its product subtilisin-like protein. Gene Ontology annotation, molecular function: serine-type endopeptidase activity. Lineage: Eukaryota; Fungi; Ascomycota; Eurotiomycetes; Eurotiales; Aspergillaceae. The coding region runs from base 57 to 2726 and encodes 889 amino acids. The transcript is spliced from 6 exons. Gene Ontology annotation, biological process: proteolysis. The record is from RefSeq and is a predicted model, not a curated record.
GUUAGUUCACUGCGACCAUUCUUCCCAGUCCACCUCAUGUUUCAGAGUCCUUGCCCAUGAUUUUGAGUACUGAGACUUCGACAUUCGCCUACGAUGUGGUCUCUCAAAUCCACACCAUCGUCCUUGACGUCUCCAAGGAGGCAGGAAUCAAGGCCCGCUGCAACGCACUUGCAGCCGCACUGGCAAAUGUGAAGCAGUAUCUCGAAAACAGUCAUCCGAGCUCGGACGAAAUGCUUGACGACCGGACUCGGAAGCUUCUAGACAAUCUCGAGAAAUGGCCCAACCGCCCUUCGCCUCUACCUCGUGACAAGACGGUCUAUAAAGCACAAUACGAGAUCUUAUCCCAUAUCUCGGCAAAGAAGCUAUCAGUGAAACGGGGCGUGAAAAGCUUCGCUCUUACAUCGAGUGUCAAGGACUGGACUAGAUUUGUCACAUUUCUUAGAUCAUACGCAAAGUCAAAGGCAGCGAGACCUGGCCCGGAAUUAUCCGAUCUUGAGUCGAAGACUUCGGACAGAAGCCAAGAUGACUAUCAUGUCUACGUACGAUCGCUUUACAAAACCUUAGCGGAGCAUUGCCUGUGCCCCCACGACGAUGGCAGGAGGGAGAUCACGGUCAAUCUCCGAUUAAACAACUGUUGCUCGCCGGGUGAGGUGGAGGGUACGGCCAAUUUUAGACUUUUCUUCCUUGACCACCCUCAUUGCAGUGAUGAGCCCGGUUCCAGUCAGUGGCAAGACACUCGAAUCUGUGUAUCCCGGAAAAGGAUGGUGAAGAUGAUGAGCAAAGAGGUCUCUGCUGGUAAUCCCGUCGUCGGGAGGCCGAUAUCGGUAGACACUUUUUGUGAUGUGAUUACGAACCGAAACCGUUCCCAGUUGCAGUUAACUGUCACAGAGGGAGGCCUUGUGCUGGAAGGUCCUGGGCCUUUGUCUCGCGACUUUCUGCUUGGUGUCGCUAGUGUAUCUCUGGCUGAUUUGAUACGUUCGGUCAAGAUGACGCGAAAGUCGAAGCUUUUUCUAGCCUACAUCCUGGCAAACGCCCUCUGGCAGUUCUACGAUUCAGGCUGGAUGCAAAAGGAAUGGACGAAGGAGACGGUGCAUUUUAUGUUCGAGCAGGACUCAACGACCUCUAAGGGCAUCUUCAUCAACAGACCCUUCUUGUCAGCCAGAUUUGGUGGAGAUAAGACUGGUCAGGAGAAAGACCCCGGAUUCCGUUCUCACCAAUUCCCUAACAUACUUGCACUCGGGAUAUUGAUCCUCGAGAUUGAAUUGGGCAUUGACAUAAAAGACCACCGGAAGCCGGAGGAUUUCGAUCGCAAUGGAAAUCCAACUGUCAAUGCUGAUCAUAUUGCUGCAGAUGAAGUGUUUACCAGAACAGAGUGGGAUGAGUUGGAGACCUUCGUAGGAUUGACAACUGUUAUCAAGACUUGCCUUUAUCCCGAUCAUUUUCAACCUUUCAUACACGACCGACAAGAGCUCCGUGACGCGAUUCAGAGGCAUAUUGUCAGCCCUCUCCGGCUCUGCUACGAAAACGCCUGGAAAGAUCCUGCGACGGCCAGCUUUCGUCCAGUCAUGACAGAAGCCAGGCCCGUGGACGAACCGCUGCCAGUCUCACCAAUCCCGACAUUUCCAGCGUCACCAAUACCAUAUCACUCGCCCGUCCCGUAUCGCCCACUCAGUCACAUUCAUCCAUUUUCUCUUUCUUCUCCAUAUGCAAUGUCACCGUCUCCGGGACUGAUUCCCGACUCUGUCAUGUCAGCAAGCGCUCGGCUUUUCUCCUCAGAUGACUGGUUUCAGAAGCUGGACGAGCUUAAUUACGUUCUCCGUGCGAAACCCAAAGAAAAGGGUAACAUUUACCAGCCUAUAAAGGUGGCUAUCAUUGACACUGGGGUGGAUGAGAACCUUACUCAAUCCAUCAAGGGUUAUAAGGACUUUGUCACCGGACAGGAAGAGCAUCUCCAGGACAGCACAGGGCAUGGCACUAGUGCAAUUUAUCUGGUCCAGAAGGUCUACCACAUGGCAGAGAUAUAUGUUGCAAGAGUCUUCCAGACGUCUCAGGCAACCGCAAACACAUUGGCUUUAAUGGCUCAGGCAAUCCGGCAUGCAAAAAACGAAUGGAAAGCCAACAUCCUAAUCAUCCCCUCUGGAUUCCAAUCCGAUGACAGUGACCUAGAAAAGGCGAUCGAUGAGGCACGAAGUGACCAUAUCCUCAUAUUCGCCGCCGCAUCCAACUACAGCAACUUCGCAGAUAUUGCCUUUCCCGGUCGGCUCUACUUGAAUCUGAAACUACUGUGUAUGUUUUCCACCGACGCGAGUAUCCGGGCCUCGCCCUCCUUCAACCCCUCCGCACUGGACAGGGCGCGGUAUAAUUUUGCUAUCCUCGGCGAAAAUAUCACUCACCCCCUCGUCAGCAAGCCACUUUCCGGCACGUCAUUCUCGACAGUCAUCGGCGCGGGUGUUGCUGCACGCCUGUUGGACUUUUCUAGGCAACUGGGCAUCCAAGACCGCAUUCGCCGGAUUGACAGACUCAGCACCGUGGAGGGCAUGUCGGAGGUUUUCAACAAGAUGUCCAAGGAAGCGGUGGAUAAUGGGUAUCAUUGCAUCGCUCCGUGGAAGAUUCUGCCCCCAGAAUUGGAUGUCGAUGAUCAGGAUCCUGCGGCAAAACGAUUGAGACAGCGGACUGAUAUAUGUGAGACGAUCUCGAGGGCUUUGGAGACGAUUUAUGGGCGAUGAUCUUUCUUCUCUUCUUCUGCUUGUGACCGGUGUUGGGUUCUUGCUUUUCUUUUCUUUUUUUUUUUUUUCUUUUUACGUGAAGUCGCGCGCGUGUACAGAUUUGCCAGUCUUUGGACCCUUUCUCGAUUAAAUCCUCGGCGGAGACCCUGCAUAUAGGACUAGUAUAUAUCUUCAUCUAUAUGUCACACUUAUAAUGCCCAAACC